Molecule: messenger RNA, 939 nt
Organism: Pedinophyceae sp. YPF-701
Lineage: Eukaryota; Viridiplantae; Chlorophyta; Pedinophyceae
Source: the annotation of a GenBank genome assembly
AUGAUUGUGAUCUGCUACCACUACCCGUGUCCGGACGGCAUCUUCGCUGCGCUCGCAGCGCACGUCCACUUCCGCGACGCAGGAGAGCCCGUGCGGUAUUUCCCGCUAACCACCUACAAGGACGCCUCCGUCGCGGACGUCGGCCUCUCACGCGACGACACGGUCUACAUGCUGGACUUCGCGGGCCACCCGGGCUUCGCGCAGGACCUGUGCGCCGCGUGCGCCCGCGUCGUCGUCCUGGACCACCACAAAACCGCCCUGGAGGCCCUCGGGGACCCUGCGAGUCGCCCCGAGAACAUGGAGGUGACGUUCGACAUGGACCGCAGCGGGGCGACGAUCGCGCGCGACCACUUCGCCCCCAAGGUGCCGGAAACGGUCGCCGCGAUGAUCAGGUACAUCGAGGAUGGCGACCUCUGGCGCUGGGCGCUCGCGGAGUCCAAGCCCUUCUACGCGGGCCUGCGCGCCAAGGGCAUCGAGUACGACGCCAACAAGGACCCGGGGGUGUUCGAAACACUCCUCCGCCUCGACCCCGGCGAGCUCAUCGCUGCCGGCGCGGACCUCAUGGCGGAGGAGGCCCGCGUCGUGGACGCGCACGUCGCGGCGGCGUUCGUCGUGCAGCUGGGCGGCGCGCGCGGCCGCAGUGAGGGUUGGGGGUCGUGCUUGGCCGUGCGCGCCGACGGGGCGAGCGACCUGCGGUCGCCGAUGGGCAACGCGCUGGCGGCGGCGUCGCGGGCGCGCGGGCUGCGGCACAUGGGCGUCGUGGCGUACGUCGAGCCUGACGCAGGAGAGCCUGACAGCAUUAAGGUCAGCAUGAGGAGCGUGGGUCCGACUGAGGACACGACGGUGGUCACGAAGGCGUACGGGGGCGGAGGGCACUUGAAUGCGUCGUCGUGCGUGAUGUCGAUCGAGGAAUUCGAGGCCUGGCGCGUCAAGGAGUGA